Paramecium primaurelia is the source of this 886-nucleotide messenger RNA. Lineage: Eukaryota; Ciliophora; Oligohymenophorea; Peniculida; Parameciidae. The record is from the annotation of a GenBank genome assembly.
AUGUUUAAUGAAGAUUAUUAUAGAAGAUUAAUAGUUUAAUCAUAAAAUUAAUAAAUAAGAAUAAUAAAUACAGAUAGACCAUGGUAUCCUAAAAUGAAAUAAAAAGAUAUAAUUAGACCAUUAUUUAGUGAAGAUUUUAAAUUUUUUGUAUUACCACCUAAUAAGAUGAUUUCAUUAUUAAAAAGACAUAAAAUAACAAUACCAACAGAUGAAUAAAUAAGAGAAUUUCUUAAAAAUCAUUCAUUAAAGAAUAUAGUAGAUUAUGGAGUUAAAUUAAAAAGUACUACAGAAAUUAAAGUACAUCCUCCUUAAGUAAUUAUUUAAAAUUAAAGAAAAAGAGCAAAAACUAAAUAAUAAUUAAUUAUUAAUAAAAAGACUAUUAAUAUAUAACAUAUUAAUAAUAAUAUAAUAGAACCAACUAAAUAAUCUACAUCAUCUUAAUAUAAACCUUCAUAUCAUAAAACUUUAAAAAUAUAUAAGACUGAUUAUUCUAAUUAAGAUCUAUAUACAAUCAUAAAUAAAUUAAAUUUCUCACCUAUGUAAAUUAAUCAAUCACCUAAAUAAACAAAAUAAAAUAUACAUAUUAAUACUUUACCAUCUAAUGAGAUGAAUAUGCUGAUGAAGAUCGUUAAGGGAGCAAUUAGUUCAACACAAUAAAUGAGAACUAUAUUUUAAAAUUUUGGCAAAGUUCUUCAAUUAAUUAGAGUACAAUAAAAACAUUAAUUUUUUAUAUAAUAUGAAGAAAUUUUGUGAGUUACCUAAUAAAAAUAUCUGUUUUGGGUUGUGUUUUGGAUAGAAAUAUUUAAAAUGAAAGGAUUUACACUCUAAAAAGUACGGAUCUGAGAUAUCUUUCUAAAUUUACUUAGUGUUCCAUGAAUGAAAGGAG